AUGUUUACAAAAAAUGUCAAGGUCGACUUAAGGGAUUAUAAAGGCCGGACUCCACUGUCAUGGGCUGCCGGAGAGGGACACAAGGCAGUGGUAGAGCUACUGCUUGUAAACAAGGUCAAGGCCGAUUCAAGAGAUAACAACGGCCAGACGCCGCUGUCGUGGGCUGCUGAAGAGGGAAGCGAGGCUGUGGUUAAGCUACUGCUUCAAAACAACGUCGAGGCCGAUUCAAGAGAUAACAACGGCCGGACGCCGCUGUCGUGGGCUGCUGGCUCGGGCCGGAAAAGCGAGGCCGUGGUUAAGCUACUGCUUCAAAAUAACGUCGAGGCCGAUUCAAGAGAUAACAACGGCCGGACGCCGCUGUCAUGGGCUGCUGCUGCCUGGAAAAGCGAGGCCGUGGUUAAGCUACUGCUUCAAAACAACGUCGAGGCCGAUUCAAGAUAUAACAACGGCUGGGCGCCGCUGUCAUGGGCUGCUGAAAAGGGAAGCGAGGCCAUAGUUAAGCUACUGCUUCAAAACAACGUCGAGGCCGAUUCAAGAGAUAACAACGGCCGGACGCCGCUGUCAUGGGCUGCUGCUACCUGGAGAGGAAAGGCCGUGGUUAAGCUACUUGAGUCGUGCUCCUUACCGAUGGAUAACUGA
Grosmannia clavigera kw1407 is the source of this 639-nucleotide messenger RNA. Its product is annotated as ankyrin repeat-containing protein. The transcript has a single exon. Bases 1 to 639 code for a protein of 212 amino acids. The record is from RefSeq and is a predicted model, not a curated record. NCBI's taxonomy places the organism in Eukaryota, Fungi, Ascomycota, Sordariomycetes, Ophiostomatales, Ophiostomataceae. Gene Ontology annotation, molecular function: protein binding.